Molecule: messenger RNA, 2003 nt
Organism: Magnolia sinica
Lineage: Eukaryota; Viridiplantae; Streptophyta; Magnoliopsida; Magnoliales; Magnoliaceae
Exons: 15
Coding region: 392-1912 (506 amino acids)
Cellular component (GO): cytoplasm; mitochondrion; chloroplast
Molecular function (GO): ATP hydrolysis activity; ATP binding
Source: RefSeq, a predicted model, not a curated record
GUUUUUGAGAAUGCCUGCAGCUGCAUCAGCAGCAAACCCAAUCCCAUAUUCUCUCUCUCUCUCUCUCUAUUCUCCAUCUUUCCAGGGAUUUCUCCUUAAAACUAGGGUUUUUUCUCGAUUCUUCCCCAAACAAUAAAGAGUGAGAAUUCAAAAUCCUUCAAUUUUCUUUAUUUUAUUUCAGAAAUCGAUCUUUUAUACGUAUUCUGGAAUUGAGCUGUAAAAGAUUCGAUUUUCACGCGGCAGAGAUCGUGUUGAAGUCUCUGGAUUCAGUGACGUUUCGUCAAUACGAGGUGAUAAUUUAUUGACCAUAGCUGUCCUGAAAAUUCCAUUUUGCCGAAACUGCUGCUACUGGUUUGUAUGCUACUUGCAAUUGGAUACUGAAUUGAAGAAGAUGAGAUCAAUAGUUCGAGCUGUCCGUCAUGUUCGGUCAGCUUCCCGGCUUCGGAAAGGAGAGGCUUUUUUGAAUGGCUUUGGUAGAAGAAGGCAAAGAAUUUUGGAUAAUCCAGUUGGGGUUUCCUCAUUUUUGCCAUCUUGCAGUAAUGAAUUGGAUAGAUACUUGCAUCAUGUGAUGAUAUCUAGGGCGCUAUACACCCCUGCUGCAAAAGAAACCAGUGAAGUUACAGAUGUUGGGGGAGGAGGUCCCCUCGCAGAGUAUGAGCGAAGAAUUGCAGCUGGGGAACUUGCCGAUGGUGACAGCUUCCAGGUUGACAUCCUUAGAGCACUUCAAAGACUCUACGAUGAACUUGUGGAAUCAGCUGAUACCUGUCGAUUGGAUCGGUAUGCGGCUUCUGAGAAAGCUGGGAGGAGUAGGUGGUUAUGGUCCCGUUUCUUACCGCAGGCUUCAUAUUCACCUGUCAAAGGACUUUACCUGUAUGGAGGAGUGGGCACUGGAAAAACGAUGAUGAUGGACUUGUUUUAUGACCAGUUGCCAUCUAACUGGAGGAAAAAGCGAAUCCAUUUUCACGACUUCAUGUUGGGUGUCCAUAGUCGCCUUCAAAGGCAUAAAGGUGUCUCAGAUCCACUUGAGGUUGUUGCAGGAGAGAUAUCAGAUGAGUCCAUUUUAUUAUGUCUAGAUGAAUUUAUGGUGACUGAUGUUGCUGAUGCAUUGAUAUUGAAUCGUCUCUUUGGGCAUCUAUUCAGCAAAGGCGUUAUUCUUGUUGCUACUUCAAAUCGUGCUCCAGAUAGCCUUUAUGAAGGUGGCUUGCAGAGGGACCUUUUCUUACCCUUUAUUGCCACAUUGAAGGAGAGAUGUUUAGUUCAUGAAAUUGGUUCUUCCACUGACUAUCGGAAAAUGACGUCGGCUGAGCAAGGUUUCUAUUUUGUUGGACUGGAGUACUCUGGACUUCUGAAGAAAAAGUUUCAGCAGUUAAUUGGACAACAUGUAGCCAGUCCACAAGUGGUGGAAGUUGUCAUGGGCCGCAAAUUGCAGGUUCCAAUGGGUGCUAAUGGAUGUGCGUACUUUCCAUUUGAGGAACUCUGUGACAGACCUCUUGGAGCUGCAGACUAUUUUGGAUUGUUCAAGAAUUUCCAUACUCUUGCACUGGAAGGUGUGCCAAUAUUUGGGAUGCACAAUAGGACAGCAGCAUAUCGGUUUGUUACUUUAGUCGAUGUGAUGUAUGAGAACAAAGGCAGGUUGCUAUGUACAGCUGAGGCAUCUCCAACCGGACUUUUUGAUAGAAUUGUGACGGUUGCCGAUGCACAAAAGAUGUCACCUAGAACGUCUUCACGGUCGAGGAAGAAUGACGAUUCAGACCUUUGUGUGGACAAUGAGUUGGGAUUUGCAAAAGAUCGCACUAUCAGUAGAUUAACAGAGAUGAACAGCAAAGAGUUUUUAGAACAGCAUGCGGCCAUGUUGCUAGAGAAGCCUUCUCAGGAAGAAGCCAAGGAGGAUCACAACGCUGUCCAAGCAUGAUAAGGUUCUGACAUGGCAAUGUAAUUUGUUAUUUGUAACAUGGGGUCCACUUAAGGUUUGAUUCCAUCAAUAAUAUUUUAGGUAUGUCCAA